Molecule: messenger RNA, 172 nt
Organism: Cetraspora pellucida
Lineage: Eukaryota; Fungi; Glomeromycota; Glomeromycetes; Diversisporales; Gigasporaceae
Source: the annotation of a GenBank genome assembly
ACUAAUUAAUACAAAUAAUAUAACACAACCAGAAACACAACCUAAAGAGCAAUCUGAAAAACAACUUAAAGAACAAUCUGAAUUGCAGUAUUAUUUUACAAAUAACAAUAAUUUUUUAGUUGAAGUAUUAUCUUCUGAAAAUUAUGAAGCUUGUGAUAUGCCAAUUAAUUAA